This is a messenger RNA of Monodelphis domestica (gray short-tailed opossum), 3329 nucleotides long. Lineage: Eukaryota; Metazoa; Chordata; Mammalia; Didelphimorphia; Didelphidae. The record is from RefSeq and is a predicted model, not a curated record.
ACCACCACCACCAAUAUCAGGAGCAGCAAUUACAGCGGGCGGCCCUGAGAAGCAGGAGGAAACCAGAGAGGGACAAGCUCGUGUCUCCGCCCCCCUCCUCAAGUCACCCUCCCCCGGUGCUCCCCACUCCCUGCACUCCCCUCUCCGCCCGGCCCUUGCUGAUCUGUGGCCUCUGGGGAUCCCCCACCCCCCAGAUCCCUCCACACCUCGCUCUCCGCCUCCGCAAACUUUCACGCUGUCUCUGCUGCCCAGCCUGGCUCUACACCAAUGGUGGAGGCGAUAGUGGAGUUUGACUACAAAGCUCAGCAUGAUGAUGAGCUGACAAUCAGUGUGGGUGAUAUCAUCACCAAUAUCAAAAAGGAAGAUGGAGGCUGGUGGGAAGGACAGGUUAAAGGCAGAAGAGGAGAUAAAGAAGGAGAUGAAGAAAGAAACCCUUUCUAGCAAGCCUCCCGAGAAGCCCAUGCAGGAAGUGUCCAAUGGAAGCUCUUUGCUGUCUUCUGACACAGUUAUAAGAACCAACAAAAAAGAACGCAAUCGAAGGCGACGAUGUCAGGUAGCCUUUAGUUACCUGCCCCAGAAUGACGAUGAAUUGGAAUUGAAAGUCGGAGACAUCAUAGAGGUGGUAGGAGAGGUGGAGGAGGGAUGGUGGGAAGGAGUUCUCAAUGGAAAGACUGGCAUGUUUCCUUCCAAUUUCAUCAAGGAAUUAUCUGGAGAAUCAGAGGAUCUGGGAAUUGCCCAAGAGGAGCAACUUAUAAAGCCAAGGGCUGAGUAUGUUACUACAUCAACUCUGCUACCCAUGGCGGUUCAUGGAGCAAAAGGAAAGACUGCCUUUGAAGGGACAAUUCUGUACAGAGUGGCACCCGGAAAGAUUGACAGCUACAGACGCUAUAACAGUCUGAGGGAAACUACAGGCUCAGAAAGUGAUGGUGGUGACUCAAGUAGUACCAAGUCAGAAGGUGCCAAUGGGAUGGUUGCAGCAGCAGCAAUUCAACCCAAGAAGGUUCGGGGUGUUGGUUUUGGAGAUAUUUUCAAAGACAAACCCAUCAAGCUAAGACCAAGGUCGAUAGAAGUAGAAAAUGACUUUAUACCCAUGGAAAAGACUGUAGGGAAGAAGUUACCUCCAACAGCAGCAACUCAGGAGUCAGCAAAAAUAGAAAUGGACAGUAGAACAAAGAGCAAGGAUUAUUGCAAAGUCAUAUUUCCCUAUGAAGCACAAAAUGAGGAUGAACUGACAAUCAAAGAAGGCGACAUAGUCACCCUUGUCAAUAAGGAUUGCAUUGAUGUUGGCUGGUGGGAAGGAGAACUGAAUGGGAGACGAGGAGUAUUUCCAGAUAACUUUGUGAAGCUUCUUCCACCUGAUUUUGAAAAGGAGGGGAAUAGACCUAAGAAACCACCUCCUCCAUCAGCACCUGUCAUCAAACAAGGGGCAGUAGGUACAACAGAAAGAAAGCAUGAAAUUAAAAAGAUACCUCCUGAAAGACCAGAAACUCUUCCAAACAGAACAGAAGAAAAAGAAAGACCAGAGAGAGAGCAAAAACUGGAUUUACAGAAGCCUUCUGUUCCUGCCAUCCCUCCAAAGAAACCUCGACCACCCAAGACAAAUUCUCUCAGCAGACCUGGUGCAUUGCCCCCAAGAAGACCAGAAAGACCAGUGGUGCCUGUGACACAUACCAGGAGUGACAGUCCAAAGAUUGACUUGGUGGUCAGUACAGUGUCCAGCACCUCAGAGAAGGACCUGUCAGACAGAAGCAAUGACAUUGACCUAGAAGGAUUUGACUCUGUAAUAUCAUCUACUGAGAAGCUCAGUCAUCCAACAACAAGCAGACCAAAAGCCACUGGUAGACGGCCUCCAUCCCAGUCUCUCACAUCUUCUUCCCUUUCAAGCCCUGAUUUCUUUGACUCUCCAAGCCCAGAAGAGGAUAAAGAGGAGCACCCUUCCCUCGCACACAGAGGCAUUGAUGUGACCAAGAAGACGGCAAAGACUGUUACCAUAUCACAGGUAUCUGACAAUAAAGCCUCCUUGCCUCCAAAGCCCGGGGGGAUGGCCGCUGUUGGAAGCAGUACACAAACACCUCUCUCUUCCUCCUCUUCAUCUUCCCUUCAUUCAUCGUCUUUGGGAACAACAAGUCACAGGUCAAACUCCCCUUCUCUGUUCAGCAUCGAAGGAAAGCCAAAGACUGAGCAGUUGAGCUAUGGUCAGUCAGCAAUGGAAGAACUUAGGACCCAAGUGAAAGAGUUGAGGACCAUCAUUGAAACAAUGAAAGACCAGCAAAAACGAGAAAUUAAGCAAUUAUUGUCUGAAUUGGAUGAAGAAAAGAAAAUACGUCUUCGAUUACAGAUGGAAGUUAAUGAUAUAAAGAAAGUUCUUCAAUCAAAGUGAAUCCUUGGUAGAUGAAAUGUUACAUUAUAUUCAUCAUGAAUCUGAGUCUCAGAUUUCUGCCCCAGCCAAAAUAACUUUGUGCCAAAUGAUUUAAGGUUUGCCUCAACAUUUCCCUGUUUGAAGGAUUAGCACAAAUGUCUUGAAUAGCACAACACAAAAUUCCAUCCAAGAGGAAGGACUUCCCCUGUGGUGUGGUUGUGACUUUAAAUUGAAUGGAUUGUGCUAACAGCUUCUCUACUUCAAGACCACAAGUGAAAUGAAAACUCAGGCAGUUUAGUCCAUAGUGGUACUAUUUUGAUGAUAUUUUCCAUAAAUAAAAUGUAUUUCAGAUUAUUGGUUUACAAGCUUUAUAAUUUUAUUAUUUUUUUAAUUGUCUUUUGUCACAAAUUCCUAUAAUGUUUGUACUACAUAUAGUUAGGAAUGAAUGUUUACUGUUCUUUUUGCUUUGUAUAGAAAACAGCCUAAUUUUCAUUUUUGUCUUAUAGUUUAGGAUUCUCUUACAUAUGCAAUUUUAUGCCCCAGACAAACUUAUCACUUUGGAGAGAAAUUUUCACUUAUGUAUAAUAGUGUAUUUAAAAAAAAAAAAGAUAAUCUGGUCUUUGUAAUGAUCUGUGCCUUCUUUUCACCACCCUCUUGGUUGGAGCUGUUUUGAUCCAACUACAAUGAUUAUAACCCAUCACUUAAGUCCCCAAGAGGCCCUUCUCUUAAUAGAUAGCUCUCUCAAAGUAGCCAAAGGUCCCUGGAGGUGGCUAUGUACAUGAGAGUGCUGUCUUUCCAGCUAUGUCUUUUUAAGCUGUCCUGGGUUUGGGUUGUUCAAGAAACCAGAAAAUUCAUCUCUGCUUGUUUUUUCAUUAGCCAAGUUAAACCCCCGCCUCCUUGCACCUUUUGAGUGAACAGAAUAUGCAUUGCUAAAGCAAAAUUAAAUAAAAGGAAAAAUGCAAAUUAAAAA